CACAUAAAGAAAAUCAAAUUUAUGUCAAUAAACAAAAAUCACUUUAUUUAUUCAUAUUUUCUUAACGAAAAUAAACCUGUUAAAACUCUGGUUCUAAUUUAUAAAAAUGACAAACAACGAAUAUUUUGAACAUCUCCAAAAAAAUUUGGAGGAGCUAUUUAAUGGAAAAAUUGGAUUCUACAAGUUUCAAAGAACGGAUAUACAAGCUAAACCGAAUAAAUACAUAGAACUACUGAAAGGCUUUAACAAUUACCAUUUCUGUGUAACAUUUCCAUAUGCUGGAAAAUCAUUAAAUUGGGAAAUUAUUUUUGAUCCAGAAGAUAUCAGGGAAUUGCCAGAUUUUGAUUUUAACGACUACUCUUUUCUGCCUGAACCUGAUGUUAAUUAUAUAGCUGACAAUAUUCCAAGUUGGGAUAAAUGGGAUUUAACUAAUUCUAGAGCUAUGUUGAAUAUUUUGAAUGAGUUCUUAGUUAUGUAUAAAAGAGCACAGGUGGAGAAACUACUGAACCACAAUAAGUAUUUGAAUAUAAGGAAACAAUAUGAAGAUUUACUUCAAUCGUUGAAUCUACCUGAGGACAAAAUAGAAGUAUAUAUUGAGAGUGAUGUGGAUCAUUCACGUGAAGAUUCAAUUGGUAUAAACUUUAACAUGUAUUUACCAAUUGACUUCAGUGAUUUACCUGAAUAUUACCAAGAAGAUUUUAAUGAACUUUUAAAUCCUGGAGAAGAUUUUGCAAGUUUAAAUGUCAUGAAAAAGCUAGAUAAUGCUAGCACUAAAGUCUUUUUGUUGUUAUCUCCUCGAGCUGAACAGGUUUUAGGUAAAAUGAAAUUACCCAAAUUUCACAAGGACGCAACUUUAGCAGAUUAUGCUUUAGAUGUUCGAAAUACCAUAGAGGAACAAAUAAAACACAUAUCAGAACAGCAUAAAGCAAAAAAUCUUUUUGUAUCUACGUUAGUUGAAAAAUUUUCAAGUGGCAUUGUUGAAUAUGACACCACACGUUUCUCUAAGGUCUGUUUUAUUUAUGAAGAUUGUGAAGAUUAUGACUGCUUAGUUACCGUUACUCUAGGUGCAAAGUUUCCAAAUGAAAGGCCGAAGGUGCAGUUGCAUUCAAUCUAUUGCCAAUUAGGACGUUAUUGUAACAGUAAUAUGUCAUUUUCCUAUGAUUCUGAAGCACCCACUGAACACAACGUGAGAAGUCUAAAAGACUCUCUAAAAGCAGAAACUUUAUUAUUUAAAGAUCAUAAGCACUAAAUUACCCCAAAAGUUACAUAUUUAUUACUAACACUUGUAAAUGUUCCAAAUAUACUUUUUUGUUAAUUCA
Sitophilus oryzae (rice weevil) is the source of this 1319-nucleotide messenger RNA. RefSeq names its product BRISC and BRCA1-A complex member 2-like. Lineage: Eukaryota; Metazoa; Arthropoda; Insecta; Coleoptera; Curculionidae. Gene Ontology annotation, biological process: double-strand break repair. The coding region runs from base 107 to 1249 and encodes 380 amino acids. The transcript is spliced from 5 exons. Gene Ontology annotation, cellular component: BRISC complex; BRCA1-A complex. The record is from RefSeq and is a predicted model, not a curated record.